GUUUUAUUGCGUUUGCAAGGCCGACCACACGCGCCGCUGAUGUGGGGCUCUGGCACGGAGCGUGACCUGAAUUACAUCGUCAUGCAGUUAUUAUCAACGAAUGUUGCUGACCUCAGAAAACUGUGCCCCGUGCGACGGUUAUCGAGCUCCACUUCAGGACGAAUUAUGCAGCAGGCAGUAGCUGGACUCCGGGAUAUGCAUAAAGUAGGAUACAUUCAUCGAGAUGUGAAACCAGCCAACAUGUGUUUUGGCUUGACUCAUAAAAGUAGCAGGCGAUUAAUUAUCGUGGAUUACGGACUGGCACGGAAAUUCCGUCAGCCGGACGGACGACCAGUAGAGCGCAGAGCUCGAGCCGGAUUCCGCGGUACGUUGCGAUAUGUUUCGAUGCGUGUGCACGAUCGGAUGGAACAAGGGCCAUCCGACGAUUUGAUUGCACUGUUUUUCGCACUAAUCGAGCUGCUAAAUGGUGAAUUGCCGUGGCGAGAUGAGAAAAGCGAUCAAAAAAUCAAAAACGCUAAGUUAAAUUUGGUAAAAAUUCACUUUUUCAUUGCAAUGAUUUUUCACAGUUUUUUCAAACCGCUCUUCAAAUUGUAA
Molecule: messenger RNA, 594 nt
Organism: Gongylonema pulchrum
Lineage: Eukaryota; Metazoa; Nematoda; Chromadorea; Rhabditida; Gongylonematidae
Source: the annotation of a GenBank genome assembly